AUUGACUGGUUGACUUCUCAUACGGUCUUUAGUCAGGAAAGAAGAUUUUCUGUCCUGGUAUCUUCUCUUCUAUCAAGCCAAACCAAGGAUCAUGUUAAUCACGGAGCAAUCCAACGUCUUCUUCAAAAUGGUCUGCUUACUGCUGAUGCAAUCAACAAUGCUGAUGAAGAAACCAUCAAGAAAUUGAUUUACCCUGUUGGGUUUUAUACAAGAAAAGCCACUAACUUGAAAAAAAUUGCAAAUAUUUGUCUCACGAAGUAUGAUGGAGACAUACCUAGCUCAAUUGAGCAACUACUCUUACUUCCAGGCAUAGGUCCUAAGAUGGCUUAUUUGGUUAUGAAUUGUGGAUGGAACAAUGUCCAAGGUAUAUGUGUAGAUACUCAUGUCCACCGCAUUUGCAAUCGGCUUGGUUGGGUGUCAAGAUUGGGCACAAAACAGAAAACUUCGACACCUGAAGAGACAAGAGAGGCACUGCAACGGUGGCUUCCAAGGGAAGAAUGGGAUCCAAUAAAUCCUCUAUUGGUAGGGUUUGGACAGACAAUUUGUACACCUCUACGACCUCGUUGUGGAGAAUGUGCUAUAAAUGAGUUAUGCCCAUCAGCGUUCAAGGAGACCUCAAACUCAAGCCCAUCUUCCAAGUCCAAAAAGUCCACACUCAACAAGAAGCUUUAACCUAAUUUGUUCUUUUGGAUUUGGGUUACUUUUUUUUUUGGGUCUCAAUCAGCCCCACAUCUAGAGAUGUAUAUUUUGUAGAAAUAUUCGUACUUAACAUUGGA
Molecule: messenger RNA, 776 nt
Organism: Gastrolobium bilobum
Lineage: Eukaryota; Viridiplantae; Streptophyta; Magnoliopsida; Fabales; Fabaceae
Product: endonuclease III homolog 1, chloroplastic-like
Exons: 7
Biological process (GO): base-excision repair; base-excision repair, AP site formation; nucleotide-excision repair
Cellular component (GO): chloroplast nucleoid; nucleus
Molecular function (GO): 4 iron, 4 sulfur cluster binding; DNA binding; DNA-(apurinic or apyrimidinic site) endonuclease activity
Source: RefSeq, a predicted model, not a curated record